Molecule: messenger RNA, 2123 nt
Organism: Rhagoletis pomonella (apple maggot)
Lineage: Eukaryota; Metazoa; Arthropoda; Insecta; Diptera; Tephritidae
Gene: Stip1
Product: stress-induced-phosphoprotein 1
Exons: 5
Coding region: 222-1682 (486 amino acids)
Molecular function (GO): Hsp90 protein binding
Source: RefSeq, a predicted model, not a curated record
CAGCUCUGGCGCAAAUUUUCGACCUGUCAUUUGUGAUUUCGAAGUGUUUCUUUUAACUUCUAGAAGGCUCCAAGUUCAUUUCGCAGAUCAAAAAACUUUGGAAUUAAAAGCAGCACGUUUUUCAAGUGAAAUACUUGGUUCGAUAAAAAUAAAUUGUUUUUAUAAAAACGUUUGUGAUCCAUUAAAGAUAGAAAGCUUUCAAUAACCAAGCAACAUUAGAGAUGGAUAAAGUGAAUGAUCUCAAAGAAAAAGGAAAUCGGGCACUUAAUGCGGACAACUAUGAUGAAGCCAUUGCAGCCUACACGGAAGCUAUUGCUUUAGAUGAUCAGAAUCAUGUGUUGUACAGCAACAGAUCAGCGGCUUACGCAAAAGCUGGAAAAUAUGAAAAAGCUCUGGAGGAUGCAGAGAAAACAAUAGCCCUAAACCCAUCAUGGCCUAAAGGUUAUUCCCGUAAAGGAGCUGCAGCAGCAGGUUUGAAGAACUAUCGGGCCGCUAUGGAAGCAUACGAAGCAGGUUUAAAAUAUGAUCCCCAAAAUGCCGUAUUGCAACAAGGUAUUCAAGAAGUCACUUCCACGGUGUUACAAGCGAUGUCAGGGCGUUUCCCUACGCCCAUGGAUGUGGAUCCCCAUUCUCCACCACCUAAGGCACCGGAGCCCAAAAAUGCUGAGCCUCGAAAGCCGGCGGAACCAAAUGUGGAUGAAAUGAACGAAGAAGAACGCAGAAAGUAUUUCGCUAGGAAGGAGAAGGAAGCUGGCAACGCUGCUUACAAGAAGAAAGAUUUCGAAACGGCACUUAAACAUUACCGAGCAGCAUUGGAACAAGAUCCAACUGAUAUAACCUUUCACAACAAUAUCGCUGCUGUUUAUUUCGAGCGUAAGCAGUACGAUGAAUGCAUAAAAGAAUGUGAGAAAAGCAUUGAAGUUGGCCGAGAAAAUCGCGCAGAUUUUAAAUUAAUAGCGAAAGCCCUGGCUCGCAUCGGUAAUUCAUAUCGCAAAAUGGAUGACUACAAACAGGCGAAAGUGUACUUCGAAAAAGCCAUGUCCGAACAUCGUACACCCGAAAUUAAAACUUCUCUUAGCGAGGUAGAAGCUAAAAUUAAAGAAGAAGAACGACGCGCUUACAUUAAUCCUGAGUUGGCUGAGGUGGAAAAGGAAAAGGGCAAUGAAUUGUUCAAGAAGGGUGACUACAGUGGUGCAGUAAAACAUUACUCGGAGGCAAUCAAACGAAAUCCCGAUGACCCCAAGCUGUACAGCAAUCGCGCGGCAUGUUACACCAAGUUGGCCGCUUUUGAUCUUGGUCUGAAGGACUGUGAAACAUGCAUCCAAUUAGAUGAUAAGUUUAUUAAGGGUUACAUUCGAAAAGGGAAAAUUUUGCAGGGUAUGCAAAAGUCCUCAAAGGCAUCGGCAGCUUAUCUUAAAGCUUUGGAAAUCGAUCCACAAAACGCCGAAGCGCUCGAAGGAUACCGUCAGUGUUCGAUAUCGUAUCAACGCAGCCCUGAAGAUGUGAUGAAGAAUGCACUAGGCGAUCCCGAAGUUCAACAGAUUCUCAAGGAUCCAGCUAUGCGCGUUAUUCUGGAUCAAAUGCAGACUGAUCCCAAGGCGGCUAAAGAUCAUCUGCAAAACCCAGCGAUAGCUGACAAAAUAAUGAAGCUCAUUGAGGCGGGCAUUGUUCAAAUUCACUAAACAACCGAUUUGCCUAGGGGGAAAAUCAUUAAAAACAACGUUAAAACUAACAACUAUAGUUAACCGAGUGCUGAGAUGCAAGUUUUCAAGAAAAUUACACCAACCAAUAAACUACAUAUGCAUUUCCACGUCCUCCUCUUAACAAAAAAUAAAAGCAUACAUAAACUAAAAGCAUUAAAAGAGAAAAUAAAUACAUGAAAGGAAUCAAUCGCCACUUGGCUGGGUUGCUUACGCUUUUCAUAAUUUAACAAAUACAUACUUUUAUAUAAUUCAAAACUACCUGGAAAUAAGCCGUAGAUUUAUUUUUACGUGGCGUGUGGGGCUUUCUUUGAGUUUUCCUACUUUAUAAAAUAUAAGUCUCUAGUUUUAAACUAAGUGAUUGAGAAAAAUUGUAAUUUCUUAUAUUGAAAUGCAAACGAAAUAGUUAUACAUACAUACAUA